Molecule: messenger RNA, 8736 nt
Organism: Nymphalis io (European peacock)
Lineage: Eukaryota; Metazoa; Arthropoda; Insecta; Lepidoptera; Nymphalidae
Gene: Atg9
Product: autophagy-related protein 9A
Exons: 15
Coding region: 309-2552 (747 amino acids)
Biological process (GO): autophagy of mitochondrion; protein localization to phagophore assembly site
Cellular component (GO): phagophore assembly site; autophagosome
Source: RefSeq, a predicted model, not a curated record
UUGGUUUGUAAAGCGUAUUCAACAAUACAGACACUAUAUAGUUCUUUUUUCUUUCAAAAUUGUUUGUAUCCUUGAACUAAUUUUUGAUUUAAAAAACGCAAUGUGACUAGUUUUAUGCUUAACAAAUGGUUAUGAUAAUUUUAAGAUGUAACAAAACAAAAAUCCUUUGUAUAAAUCUACGAAGUCAUUUCUUAUGAAAGAUUUUUUUACGUUUCUGGGCCAAAGUCAAGAAUGUGUAGACAUUAAGUAUCAUCUAUCAAUUAAUAAGACGUAGAAACAGCGUUUAGUUAUAAAAAUAUCUUUUGAAAAUGGCACACUUUAGACGUGAUAUUACGUAUAGCGCUUUGGACAACGAAUUAACUCCGCCACUAGGAAUAUCUGCAGAAGUUACUCCAACAAUGAUUACACUGGAUCAGGAACAUGAUGAUGCUACAAAUGUUAUCAUUCACAAAGUACCUCAAACUAAAGGGGGAUGGACUCAUAUAGAAGAUCUUGAUUCAUUUUUUACAAGGAUGUAUAGAUUUUAUGUCAGAGGUGGCUUUUAUCCAAUGAUGAUAUCAGAUUUAUUUUACCUAUUACAGUUUAUAUUUAUUGUUUGGUUCUCUACAUUUUUGGUGCAUUGUAUAGACUAUCCAAGAUUAUUUAGAAAUGAUCCCAGUGCAAACAGAAGUGAGAAACUUAGCUUAAAUGAUGUGAUUUACUCUUCUUCAGUAUGUGUUAGUAACAUAUCUUGGACAUGGUGGUGUCUCAUUGUGUUGUGUUCAUUUAUUUGGUUAAUGAGAUUAGUUAUAUCCAUUUAUCAUUUGUAUUAUGCCUAUGACACAAAAUUAUUUUAUAACAACGCAUUAAAGAUUAAAGAGAGUGAAUUAGCAUGGGUGAACUGGUCCACUGUACAGGAGAGAGUAAGAGAAGCACAACCGGAACAUCAUAUGUGUGUCCACAAACAAGAGAUAAAUGAACUAGAUAUUUACCAUAGAAUACUCAGGUUCAACAAUUACAUGGUGGCGAUGGUUAAUAAGAAUUUACUACCCCUGCAAAUACGUGUCCCUUGCGUUGGAGAUUUUCAUUACUUAAGCAGAGGCUUGAAAUGGAAUUUGGAGUUUCUUUUAUUUUAUAGUCCUUGGAGUCCAUGGGAGAACUGUUGGCAGCUACGUUCAGCCUAUAAGGAUAAUUCGAAGCGAAUGAUGCUAGCAAGACAGCUACAAAGGCAGAUAUUGUUUCUCGCACUAUUAAAUCUUAUACUGUCACCAUUAAUACAAGCUUGGCAGAUUCUGUACUUCUUUUUUAAUUAUGCGGAGCUAAUAAAAAGGUCACCGGGAUCUCUCGGCUUGCGCACGUGGUCAUUAUACGCGAAAGUCACACUUCGACAUUUCAAUGAACUCGAACACGAAUUACGGGACAGACUCAACCGUGCCCAUAAGCCCGCCACUAAGUACCUCGCCAGCUUCCACUCGCCAAUCACAACGGUCCUAGCUAAGAAUGUAGUGUUCUUAUCAGCGAGUGUGCUGGGCGUGCUCGUAAUGCUGUCAGUGUACGACGAGGAUGUGCUCACCGUGGAACACGUGCUGACUAUAAUCACCAUACUCGGCUGUAUUCUCGCUGGAGCCAGGGCCCUAAUUGGCGAAGAGGAACGGCUCGGUGGAGCAUGCACGGGCCCUGCGCGUGGAGAGGAGCUGCUGGUGCAAGUGCUAGGACACGUGCAUUACUUGCCCACCGCCUGGAGGGGUCGCGCGCACACCAAGGACGUGGCAGCACAUUUCCAACACCUAUUUCAGUUCAGAGCGGUAUACAUAGUGUUCGAAUUGCUUAGUCCACUGCUCUGCCCGCUGGUGCUUCUAUCACUGCGAUCGCGCGCGUUAGAUAUCGUCGACUUCUAUAGAAAUUUCACUGUGAGCGUUCUCGGCAUAGGUGACGUCUGUUCCUUUGCGCAGUUGGAUAUACGACGUCACGGUCACCCCGAUUGGCAGGUGCACGGCAAAAAUGGAAACAGAGCAUGUAACACUCAAUACAACCAAGGGGAAGUUGGCAAGACCGAACUCUCCCUGAUCGCGUUUUCGUGUCGCCACCCCGGCUGGCAGCCUACCGAGCUGGCUCAGAGGCAGUUCCUACGCUCCCUGAGGCAGAGCAUAUACCAGGCUAAACCCAGUCUGAACGGACUUAACAAAACAAUGUUGGGUUCCUUUAUACAGCAGAGCGUAUUCGGUACCAACACACCUCUCCCUGCGUUGCUUUCAUAUCAACCAAAGCAAAACUAUAGACUACCGGAUAUGGACGAGACUAGUGACGAGGAAGAGGGUGGGGUAUCACGAGGUAUGGUGGGACUAGCGGGGGCGAGCAGCGUUCUGGGUGCCAGCGCGUUCGAACUCGGUGCAGCACCAGAGCUACCGGACGAAGUUCGAGACAUGUCAGUUAGCACCCUCCAUCUCUACGACCUGCAACAUGCUCAGGCCCGCCCGAACGUGUCAGCGUGCUGCACGAACAACUGCAGCGAGAGACCGCGUGCCAGUCGAUGGGAGUCCAGCGAGGACACGCCUUUACUUCACCGACCAUAACGGUGGCAAUACACGACCCGCGUCGACCCUAUCUGGCUGUAGAGCGGGUAUUUGUAUGUGAUCCUACUUCCAGCUGCGAAGCGAGAGUUAUAUACAAAUUUCAAGUAAUUCGUUAAAAAUAUAUUUCUCCCAUUAUAAACAAGAACACAUUCAAGCUCCAAGCAAACUCUUAAGUUAUCGGUUUUCUAAAUAUUCUCUUUUUUCACUCGGAACUUUAUACAUACUUAAUAAGUUACGAUAAUUUGCUGUUAGCGAUAAACGAACAUAGGACCUUUGGUAUGGAAUUUAAUGAUAAUGACUUCUGUGCCAAAACGCCGUUCGCUUAAAUAAUAUUCAUCAAAUAUUUAAUUUAGUGGAUGUCACAUUUUUUACAUUUACAUAUAUUUUAUAGUUAAUUAGGAUAUAUCGCUUCAUCCUCGCUAAAUGCAAUGUUUGGGUUGUGAAAUGUUUAUUAUUCAUAAUAAUUCCAGGCUAAUUGGUUAUAAACUUUUUUAAAUAUAUAUAAUAUGCGUGCGGCAUGUGUUAGAUCGCAUGCUGUCGUUUGCGUGCUAAAUGUGACAUCACAGUGAAAUAGCAAAAAGACUAAAGUUUGUGUUACCCAAAAUUAUUAUUUGUAAUUCUAGCAUUUCUAACAUUUCUUUUUAUUCUACAGCUAUUGGUGCGCUUUUUCUCGUAUUAUCGAAAUAAUAUUCUAGAUAUCACAGAAAUGCUGGUGACGUUCAGAGUAAAAUCGAUCAGUUAAAUCAAAUUAUAGUUCAUUAAAGUAAUCACCGAAAAGCUCAUGAAUGUUAUUAAUGAUAUUUUACACGUACAUAUAUGUUUGCUGUGGAUCGUGAUUGCUUACGAUGGGGGUAAAUUGUAUCAAAAAAAUAAAAUUAAAAAAAUUACGACUCUGAUAUUAUCAAUUUUGUGUGUUAAAUAACGAACUUCAAUGUUUUUUUUUUUAGAUUAUAAUGAAAUGUGCGCUUUUGCUUUAAAAUAUUGACGUAGUUUAUUACUUUAAAUUAUGUGAGGAAUAUGUUACUGAUAUUGGUUGUUUAUCAAAACUAAUAUCACGUCUAGAGACCCAAAAAUAAUUAAAACUCGCACAAAGAAAAAAUAAUAAUUUAUGAUUCUAGUUGUUAUUUUUUAUUUUAAUUAUUAAAAUAAAAUUGGCUUUAUCGCAGAAAUCGAUUCGUAUAGUGUUAAUAAUAACACCUUGCUUGCAUUAAUAUUGUAUUUAGUAUCUGUGAUGAAGCCAUCGCGUUUUCCAUUGUAUAUGGUAUUGUACCUGGCGAUAAAUAUUGCACAUCGACCUUUGGAAAGAGAGAAUCGGCUAAUUUUAACUUCGUAGAGCGGUCUCUCUGUCGCACGAAACACUAACAGUCCGGUAUCUAUUAGGAGCUGUUAAAACAAUUAUGAGUUUCUAUGUAAAUGAAUGAAUUCCAUAAAUACUGUCUUUAGAUUGUGGAAAAAUAAAAUAAAAAGAUCAUUUUUGUAUCACGUUGAUGUAUGUAUGUUCCUUCCAUUUCUAUAAUAUAAUAUGACUGAUAUUAGUCUAUCAGUGUUAUUGUCUAAAUCGUGUUGAACACUUCGAUAUUCAUUCUCACAUUCGAUUGCGUGACCGAAAAACUUUUUCCAUUCUUCGGCACCAAUCAUGUUUACUUCACUCAUUCAUCUUUACUACACUUUAUAGGUCAAUAAUUUUUACUGAAGUUAAUUUCAUAUCCACGUUUCCAGAUGGUGCAUAGCCUUUUAGUUGAGACGAUAUAUUUUCAAAUCCAAAAAUAUAUAUAUAGAUAACGCUCUACGAAUCCGAAAUUAGACGAUUGUCUCUUUUUAAAGAUCGAUGUGCAAUAUUUAUCGCCGUACUGUAAGUAGUAUGUAACUUUCUAUCAUACUCGUUCUUUUCUACAGGAGAAUAUCCUUUCAAUUCGUCAUAAUAAAGAUUAAAAACCGUUUCUUAUGCGAUACACGAUAAUUUAUUAAUAUAUAUAUAUAUUAUCGCAUACAUAAUUAUCAUCGACAAUAGAUUUCACAGUUCUUAAAUAGAUUAGUCUGUGAUAGAAAUAUAAUUAGAAAAUGAUAGUCGCACAUCUCGUUCCGAUUCGACAACGUUUUUUCAAUGUCGUUCCAUUUAUAAUAUAAAACGCUAGCGAUCCGACAAAUUUAAAUAGUACAAAAAUACGUAGAAAAGCCUUUUUAAGUACGAAAUAUCAAAUACGAAAAUAGUAAGAAUUUCUUUUUCGGUUUUAAAAAUUUUUUUACGCUACGUAACAAGCAAUAAAAUAGGAGAUACAUUUGUUAAAGUAAUUUUUUUUAAAAAAAAUCUUCGAAUUAUUUUUAUAAUAUACAUUAUCAUAUAGUAAUACACACGCACCUUAACUAAUUCAUAGGAGUUACCCCUUUAUCUUACUGCCUUAACUUAUGCAUCGUAUAAAAUUUUUAUAGACAUUAGGCUUCGUAAAUUGUAGAUAUGCCAUGUAUUUUUUAACAUGCAGGUUUUAUUCGAUGAUAAUAAGAUACCAGAUUAGUAAUUUUAUAGAAACGAAACGUGCCUGAAAAACAGCCUUUUAAAAUUGAAAAUAAUGUAAAUCUAGCUUAUCAUAUCUAUUGAUAUUAGAUGUAAUUAACGGAACAAUAAAGAAACUAAUAAAUAUAACUAUUCCACUAAUUUUUUAAUGCGAUGCACAUUUUUAUAAAAGUGCUAAAUAUUAUUAUUAACUGUUACGAUUUCUGAUUUGUAAGGCUAACAAGUUAAGGAGCGACCUUCGCCCGUGACCGCCGCGGUUGCGGGUCCGCGGCGUCUGUAAAAUGAUAUGUAUGUAAAAAAUCGUAUACAUUUCACGAGGCAUUUUACGCCUGCAACGUGCGCGACUGUUUGCAGGUCCCGCUGUACCGGCGGGCAACUAGUAUAAACACGCAACUGCGAUUUGCGAUUGGCGGGCGGGCGGCGCGCGUACAGAAAUCAAACGCCAUUUUGUAUGUAUAACCGCUCGUCUUGCGAUAAACGAAUAGAACUGCGGCCUCGUGAGUUUCGAAAUAAAACAUCUGUUCCGCCACCGCGGUGGGCGCGGGUGAAAACCGCUCCGUGAGUUUUAAGCGUAACGCAAACAUAAGGCGCCGUGGACCUAAAAUACCUGUAUAAAUAUCGUAUGAUCCUGGAGGCUAGACAAAAAAAAAUCCACAAUUUUCGAAGCGACUUCGAGAACAAAUUUCAUCUAAACUAUUAAAUACAACAUGUCAAUAGCGAACGCAUACAAAACAUUUUGACAUUUUCUACAAACUAAAUCGACAAUAGCUAUGUGAUAUUAUCGUCAUCCGCAGUCCUAUCCAUAUUAAUAUGUAAGCAAAUACUAAUAUAUCGAAAUGCUUGUUUGAUCCUAAUCGUAAUACGCACGAAAUACUUCCUGACCGUCAAUGACGUCAGCGACAUCGCCAUAUUUAUGAUUCACUUUCUUGUUCACAUUCUAAAACUUUGCUAUUCGGUAUUUUUAUAGAGUCAUAAUUAUACAUCGUAAUUAAUAAAAAAUAUUUUCAAAACUUUAAUUGUUGUGAAAAUCUAUGAAUGUAUCUUAAAUAUUUAACGUAUAAAGCAAUAUCAUUUUAAAUUUGUGGUUCCUAAAGAUUUUUUUUUAAUUGUAAGUCGAUUGUAAUUAGAUUUUUUAAAUUAUUAUAGGUUUUAACUACUGACGUCGGAUUAAAUAAAUAUAUAAGUCUUAUAACUUAUCCGAUUGAUAUUACUUUAGUACAUAUUGUUAACGAAUAAUAAUUAUUAUUUUUGUUUGUCGGGAAUCUAUUUUUGAAAGUUAUUGGAUCAGACUACGUUACUUUUCUAAUGAUAUUAAUGUCAUCGUUUGUAAUAAAGCUAGUUUAUUUCCGCUCCUCGCUGUUUCACCCCUUUUAAACGCUAUGACCUACUAGGUUUUUUAUAUUUCAAAUCGGACAGGUAAAUAUUAGAGCGUUGGAACAUACAACUCUUUACACUUUAUAUAUUUAUUUAUUUAUUCUUUAUUGCACACAAUUUUACAAUCAUACAUUUAUAUAGAUAUACAGAAAAUUACAUAUUUCGAUGUUCCCGUUUUAGGUUCACGUUUGUAUAUUUUGUUUUUGAUGUACAAUUACGUCGUUUCGGCUUCAAGGAGCGAAAUAAGCGAUGUGGCCUCCUUGUGGUUAAUAAUUUUCAGUUAUAUCUUGAAGCCUCAUCGGGAUGCUCGUAAUGUUUUUAAAACAGUUUUCGCGUGAACGCGUGAACAUAUUAUACGAUAUCUUAUUUACUUAGACGCUAUAAACCAUUGUAUUGACUACGUAUCGUGCCUAACGCGCGUUAUUAGGAGCUUUAUGCUUUGUGCACAUUAUAACCUCGUGGUAAUAAUGUGCAGCAGUUUCUAUGUAGCUCUGUCUUUGACUUUGACUCCCAGUCUCAGCGUUUCAAGGUCUGCCUCGAUACAUCUACUCAUUGGUCUGUGUUGAUUGGUUUAAAAAGAGACCUUAGAGAGUCUUAGAAGACACGUUUCCUUCAACCAACAGGAGCAAGCCUAUGGAUCGUCGUGCUCUUCGUAAACUAUGCCCGACCCAGUGCAAACGCCUUAGAGACACUCCUUGCUACGCUGGCAGUUGAUGAUUCCUACAAGUCUUCAAAUUAUAUUGUGUUAGACUAAAAAUUAAGCCUGAGACGCUUGUUGAAUAAAACCUUCGUGUAAAGCUAUAGAGCAGAAACAGGAACACCCGCGAAUAACCAAAUCAAAUCAAAUAAAUAUAUACUUUAUUCAAGUCAGUUUGUAAGCACUUUCGAAUCGUCAUUUUAUACUCAUUAAACGCAGUAUUUAUUAUUUUCCAACAUUUCUAAUACAAACUUAUGUCAAAUGUAAAUGUAUAAUUAAAUUUAUAUACUGCCUUUGCCUGAGAGUCAAAAAGUACGUAAAGUCCACGCAAGUAACGAACUUGAUCGAAAAUUAAUUUGUAAAUCAAUAUCAUAAAGGAGUAUAUUUAGAAUAGCUGCUCACAAUCGGCACAACGGACUAUGAGCGCUAUUCGCGUUCUAACUCAUGUACUAAUGUAAUGAUCAUUGCCUGUUUAUCUUUAAAAAUAAUAAAAUAAACACAAAUAGCACCGCACUUAGGCAGACCAAGACUUAAUAUCAAAUAAAACUAUCGUUAUCAAAUUAAUGUUUUCAAGACCAGUUAUACUUCAAGGUACUUCAAUUGAUGAUAAUAAUAACAUGACAUUUUAAUGAUAUUGUAUUUUACAAAUAUAUAAUUAUUUUUUAGACGAUAUAUACAUACAUUUUCUUACAAAUUUUGUCAUUAUAUGCAAUAGAUAUUAAUAUAGCGUGUAGGAGACGGUCUCAUCGAAUAAAACCUGUCAAAAGUUAUCAUUUUCAAAAUAUUGAAUUUAUAUCGUACACACACCAUGCUCGUAUUAUAGAGGAAAUAGAAGGCAAACCUUGUAUUUUAAUAUAUUAUACAAAAUAUAAAUCAUUAUGAAAUGCUAUAAUGUGACAACAAAUAUGAUAUAUAAAUGAUCCGUAAGUAACUAAUAUUUUCAAUAUUUUGAAUAAAAAAUCUCUUAAAAUAUAAUAAAUAAUUUAAAAAAAAAAUAGAUUUUCACGAUAAGAUAAAUCGUUCGACUCUUUAUGGUCGGUUUUUGAAAUAAUUCCAUCACUAUAUGUUUAUUUAUGAUUAUUCUUUUUAUUAUUUUUCCUUUUAAGCCAAAUUUAAAAACGAAAAAUAUUUGAUUAUAUAUUAAAAUAAUAGAAGAAUCGUUUCACGUCACAUAUCUUUCAACUAAAAGGAAUUAUAUUUGCAUAUCUGUCGACAUUUACAACAUGGAUAACAUGUAUAGUAAUAAUACUAUCCGGUAGAUGGCGUCUGAGCUUUUGACAUUUUUAAUAUUAUCAAUUCAUACAAUUAGUUUAAGGUGUCUUACUAACUGGUUUAGUUGAGUCGGAAGCUUGAUAUACUUACUAAACCCAAUUAAAUAGAAUACACACAGAACAAUACUAGCUGAAUAUAAAUUAGAUAUUUCAAAAAUAUUUUAAUGUUUACCGUUAUAUGAACCAUAUAGAAAUAAUUAAAUUGAAAAAAAAAUAGCUUGUUUUAGCAAUAUCAUGCUUUACACAAUUCAAUUAAUUAAUUAAUUAAUAUUGUUAAAUUUUAUUACAAUAUUAGAUUUAAAUAAUGCAAUAAUUUUUAAUUAUAUAUCU